Colletotrichum lupini is the source of this 1035-nucleotide messenger RNA. RefSeq lists its product as uncharacterized. Bases 1 to 1035 code for a protein of 344 amino acids. NCBI's taxonomy places the organism in Eukaryota, Fungi, Ascomycota, Sordariomycetes, Glomerellales, Glomerellaceae. The record is from RefSeq and is a predicted model, not a curated record. The transcript is spliced from 6 exons.
AUGCAUCCAAUCUCGAGGCAAUAUCAGCAGCCGCGACUUAAAAUAUAUGUACACUGGAAGCAAUGCGUGCCACCGGCCAGUAAACAACACACGGGCUCCGAUCGGCAACUUGCCAAUCCAGGCAGGGGCAGUAAAUCAAGCUUUCGAUUGGGAAAGCUUCCGAUUGACGUCUGCUUGCACGGGACAAUCCCCUCUCACCAACUCAACCCCAAUUUCCCCACAUUGAGGGAGGACGACUCUUGGCUGCACGAGCAUAUCGGCCACAUCCGCGAGCACCAAGGGAGCUUCUCCUUCAUUCUUGGCCUCCUGAUCGAGCCAGGGCAUCUCAAGACCUUCAGGGCUCCCGGCCAUACAGAUACCCGAGCCAACAUACGGCCCGCGAGAUUUGCCCGACACGACUGUGUCUGGGUUUCUAUCCCCCACGCUGUACGAAACACUAGGUGGUCAUCCCGCGUCGAGACGCAGGUGGACCAAGAGACCCCCAAACUUUCUUUCGACGCCAGACUUGAGAGCCCCACGGCGUGCUAUCUGCUCUAUUCCUCAACUAAUAUCGAAACUAACUACGAAGUACGCAGGUCAGACAUGAGGGAAUAUCGCCGCGAGAAGGGGGGCUGGCUACCCAAACGAUGCAUGAUCGGGCAUCCUCAAUCGAACGCGCAUCAGCCUGUGGAUUGGUCAGGUGUUAAACCUGGCCACGGCUCCAAUCCGAACCGCAACUCCAAGACCAACACGAAAGCCAUCAACUUUGCUGCCAGUUCGAUAUACUUCCGAACUGUGGCUUGCCAGGGAGAUCAUUUAGUUGUUACCCUCACCCUUGCUGGCCCACGACCAGCUUGCGAAGGAGCCCAUGUCCCUGCCGAAGUUCACCCUAAAUAUCCCUGCACCCACCUCCACCACAACUUCUCGCGAGUCGCCUCGGCCCUAGGCUGCAGAGUACAGCUAAAGAUGACGGCUACGGAGUAUUAUCGACAUCAUCUAGUUGGCAACUUGAACGCCAAAUUUCCUUGGCCUCAUUCUCUUCCGGAGAUUCUAUAA